UGCGGCUCGGCUUUUUCGGGUGUCUGGGAGUCGCCUGAGAGAGCUUGGGCGGGCGCCUCGGGGCGGGGGCGGGGAGUGUCUCCGGCUUUAGUUUGGAGUGCUCGGGACCGCCCCAGAGCCUAGCCAGGGGUAGGAGCAGCACUACUACCCGCUCGGCUUAGCCCGCCGGGGACUAUGUCUGGAGCCCCGGAGGCCGCUGCGCCGAGGGUUGGAGACCCGGACGCCGCCGCGGAUGCCGAGGCCCGUCAGAGGAAGCUGGAAUCCUUGAGCCGAAUGCCCCGACUGCCGGUUCACAUGGAAAGCCUGCUGCCAUCAAAAAUAAAGAUUAAUUUAGAAGAGAAUGUACAAUACAUGGCCAUGAGAAAAGCACUAAGAGUGGCAAAACCUCGUUAUGAUGUAUCUUUGGUUUAUUUAACUCGUAAAUUUAUGGAGCUCAUCAAAUCUGCUCCUGGUGGAGUUCUUGAUUUAAAUGAAGUUGCAACAACUUUGGGAGUACGGAAACGAAGAGUAUAUGACAUCACCAAUGUAUUAGACGGAAUUGAUCUCAUUCAAAAAAGAUCUAAAAAUCAUAUUCAGUGGAUUGGAUCUGAUCUUGGUGGUAUUGGAUCAAAAGUGCCCCAGCAAAAGAAGAUAAGGGAUGAGCUUACUGAUUUAACAGCAAUGGAAAAAGCUUUGGAUGAGUUAAUUAAGGAUUGUGCUCAACAGCUGUUUGAACUAACAGAUGACAAAGAAAAUGAAAGAUUAGCAUAUGUGACCUAUCAAGAUAUACAUAGUAUUCAAGCUUUCCAUGAACAGAUUGUCAUUGCAGUCAAGGCUCCAGAAGAAACCAAAUUGGAAGUGCCAACUCCUAAAGAAGACUGUAUAACUGUACAUAUAAAGAGUACAAAGGGACCUAUUGAUGUUUAUUUGUGUGAAGUGGAACAAGAUAACAUAAGUAACAAAACAUUUGAAGAAAUGAGUACUACUUUUUCUGAAAGUAAGUCUACAGUUCAUCUUGAUCCAGAAGGAAAUCUACAGCAGAGUGAAUCGAGUGAAAAAAAACCAUCCGAAUUGUCUUGAACAUUAAAUCUCUGGAACGAUUUCAACACUUUGUCAAGUUGGUUUAAUUCUCUCUGUGGUGAGACUCUUUCAGUUUGGACUUUAAAAAAUCAGCCAUAGAGGACUUCUGUGCCUAGUUUGACAUUAACAGUAAGGCCAAUAGUUUUAGUAGUUCUCUUGUAUACAUUUACAUCAACUUAUUAUGGAAAAUGGCUCAUUUUAUAAAAAAAUUAUGAAAUGGUAAUUUGGCAUUUACUUGAGUGAAACAAGGACUUCCAUAUUUAAAAAGAAAUUCUUGUAAACAAUCUUUUAGAGCACCAGUUUGUUACUACUAAAACAUUUGGACUAAUCUGAACUUGAAAUAUACGGUAUCAUUAACUUCUUCCUUACAAUGCAGAUUAUGUACCAAGUGAAAUUAUGCUUUACAACGUGUGAGUACUGUUUGCAUUGUAUGCAAUCAGCUAUUUAAAUGGAUGUACACAAUAAAAUUAAAUGUGAAUACUCCUGUAUAUAUUUGUAUAAUGUUUAGUAACUCAUGAAAAAUGUGAAGCAUAUAUAAAAUUUUCAUCUUGUACAGCAAAAAAUAAAAUGUAAAUAUGAAAAGUUA
This is a messenger RNA of Antechinus flavipes (yellow-footed antechinus), 1645 nucleotides long. It is a transcript of the gene E2F6, whose product is annotated as E2F transcription factor 6. NCBI's taxonomy places the organism in Eukaryota, Metazoa, Chordata, Mammalia, Dasyuromorphia, Dasyuridae. The record is from RefSeq and is a predicted model, not a curated record. The coding region runs from base 175 to 1059 and encodes 294 amino acids. Gene Ontology annotation, molecular function: RNA polymerase II cis-regulatory region sequence-specific DNA binding; protein dimerization activity; DNA-binding transcription factor activity, RNA polymerase II-specific. Gene Ontology annotation, biological process: regulation of transcription by RNA polymerase II. The transcript has 7 exons. Gene Ontology annotation, cellular component: RNA polymerase II transcription regulator complex.